AUGAUAAACGAAGAUGCAGCUCAGAAAAGCGACAGUGGAGAGAAGUUCAAUGGCAGUAGUCAGAGAAGAAAAAGACCCAAGAAGUCUGACAGCAAUGCAAGCUUCCUCCGUGCUGCCAGAGCAGGCAACCUGGACAAAGUCGUGGAAUAUCUGAAGGGCGGCAUAGACAUCAAUACCUGCAAUCAGAAUGGACUCAACGCUCUCCACCUGGCUGCCAAGGAAGGUCAUGUGGGGCUGGUUCAGGAGCUGCUGGGAAGAGGGUCCUCUGUGGAUUCCGCCACUAAGAAAGGCAAUACUGCUCUUCACAUUGCGUCUUUGGCUGGACAAGCAGAAGUUGUCAAAGUUCUUGUUAAGGAAGGAGCCAAUAUUAAUGCACAGUCCCAGAAUGGCUUCACUCCUUUAUACAUGGCUGCCCAAGAGAACCACAUCGAUGUUGUGAAAUAUUUGCUGGAAAAUGGAGCAAACCAGAGCACCGCCACAGAGGAUGGCUUUACUCCUCUAGCCGUGGCACUCCAGCAAGGACACAACCAGGCAGUGGCCAUCCUCCUGGAGAAUGACACCAAAGGGAAAGUGAGGCUGCCAGCUCUGCAUAUUGCAGCUAGGAAAGACGACACCAAAUCUGCAGCACUGCUGCUCCAGAACGAUCACAACGCUGACGUACAAUCAAAGAUGAUGGUGAAUAGGACGACAGAGAGUGGUUUCACCCCUUUGCACAUAGCUGCACACUACGGAAACGUCAAUGUGGCAACUCUUCUUCUAAACCGCGGCGCUGCGGUGGACUUCACAGCCAGGAAUGGAAUCACUCCUCUGCAUGUGGCUUCCAAAAGGGGAAACACGAACAUGGUGAAGCUCUUACUGGAUCGAGGUGGUCAGAUUGAUGCCAAAACUAGGGAUGGGUUGACACCACUUCAUUGUGCUGCGAGAAGUGGGCAUGACCAGGUGGUGGAACUUCUGUUGGAAAGGGGUGCUCCCUUGCUGGCAAGGACUAAGAACGGGCUGUCUCCACUUCACAUGGCUGCACAAGGGGACCACGUGGAAUGUGUGAAGCACCUGUUACAGCACAAGGCCCCCGUGGAUGACGUUACCCUGGACUACCUGACGGCCCUCCACGUUGCCGCACACUGUGGCCACUACCGCGUAACCAAACUCCUUUUGGACAAGAGAGCCAAUCCAAACGCCAGAGCCCUGAAUGGUUUUACUCCACUGCACAUUGCCUGCAAGAAAAACCGCAUCAAAGUCAUGGAACUGCUGGUGAAAUAUGGGGCUUCGAUCCAAGCUAUAACAGAGUCUGGCCUCACACCAAUACAUGUGGCUGCCUUCAUGGGCCACUUGAACAUUGUCCUCCUUCUGCUGCAGAACGGAGCCUCUCCAGAUGUCACUAACAUUCGUGGGGAGACGGCCCUGCACAUGGCAGCCCGAGCAGGGCAGGUGGAAGUGGUCCGGUGCCUCCUGAGAAACGGUGCCCUUGUGGAUGCCAGAGCCAGGGAGGAACAGACACCUUUGCAUAUUGCCUCCCGCCUGGGUAAGACAGAAAUUGUCCAACUGCUUCUACAACAUAUGGCUCAUCCAGACGCGGCCACUACAAAUGGGUACACACCACUGCACAUCUCUGCCCGGGAAGGCCAGGUAGAUGUGGCGUCAGUCCUCUUGGAAGCAGGAGCAGCCCACUCCUUAGCUACCAAGAAGGGUUUCACUCCCCUGCACGUAGCGGCCAAGUAUGGAAGCCUGGACGUGGCAAAACUUCUCUUGCAACGCCGAGCUGCUGCAGAUUCUGCAGGGAAGAAUGGCUAUACUCCUCUACAUAUUGCUGCCAAGAAGAAUCAAAUGCAGAUAGCUUCCACACUCCUAAACUAUGGAGCAGAGACUAACAUCAUGACAAAGCAAGGAGUGACUCCACUCCAUUUGGCCUCGCAGGAGGGGCACACGGAUAUGGUCACCUUGCUUCUGGAAAAGGGAGCCAAUAUCCAUAUGUCAACCAAGAGUGGACUCACGUCCUUGCACCUUGCAGCCCAGGAAGACAAAGUGAACGUUGCAGAGAUUCUCACCAAGCAUGGAGCUGACAAAGAUGCUCACACAAAGCUUGGUUACACUCCUUUAAUUGUGGCUUGUCACUAUGGAAAUGUGAAAAUGGUCAACUUUCUUCUGAAGCAGGGAGCAAAUGUUAACGCAAAAACCAAGAACGGCUACACGCCUCUGCACCAGGCCGCGCAGCAGGGCCACACACACGUGAUCAAUGUCCUGCUCCAGCACGGGGCCAAGCCCAACGCCACCACCGCGAAUGGCAACACCGCCUUGGCCAUCGCGAAGCGUCUGGGCUACAUCUCCGUGGUCGACACUCUGAAGGUUGUAACGGAGGAGGUCACCACCACCACCACGACCAUCACAGAGAAACAUAAGCUAAAUGUUCCUGAGACGAUGACUGAGGUUCUUGAUGUCUCCGAUGAAGAGGGUGAUGACACAAUGACAGGUGAUGGGGGAGAAUACCUCAGGCCUGAGGACCUCAAAGAACUGGGUGAUGACUCGCUACCCAGCAGCCAGUUCCUGGACGGUAUGAAUUACCUGCGAUACAGCUUGGAGGGAGGCCGAUCCGACAGCCUUCGAUCCUUCAGUUCCGACAGGUCUCACACCCUGAGCCAUGCCUCCUACCUGCGGGACAGUGCCAUGAUUGACGACUCGGUCGUCAUCCCCAGUCACCAGGUGUCAACUCUAGCCAAGGAGGCAGAAAGGAAUUCUUAUCGUCUAAGCUGGGGCACUGAGAACUUAGACAACGUGGCUCUUUCUUCCAGCCCUAUUCAUUCAGGUUUUCUGGUUAGUUUCAUGGUGGACGCCCGCGGUGGGGCUAUGCGGGGGUGCAGACACAACGGGCUCCGAAUCAUUAUCCCGCCUCGGAAAUGUACCGCCCCAACGCGAGUCACCUGCCGACUGGUCAAACGCCACAGACUGGCCACAAUGCCGCCCAUGGUGGAAGGAGAAGGACUGGCCAGUCGCCUGAUUGAAGUUGGACCCUCUGGUGCUCAGUUCCUUGGUAAACUUCACCUGCCAACGGCUCCUCCCCCACUUAAUGAGGGAGAAAGCUUGGUCAGCCGCAUCCUUCAGCUGGGGCCUCCUGGAACCAAAUUCCUUGGGCCCGUCAUCGUGGAGAUCCCGCACUUCGCGGCGCUGCGAGGAAAGGAGAGGGAACUCGUGGUCCUGCGCAGUGAGAAUGGGGACAGCUGGAAAGAGCAUUUCUGUGAAUACACCGAAGAUGAACUGAAUGAAAUUCUUAACGGCAUGGAUGAAGUGCUCGAUAGCCCAGAAGACCUAGAAAAGAAGCGCAUCUGCCGAAUCAUCACGCGAGACUUCCCGCAGUACUUCGCGGUGGUGUCGCGCAUCAAACAGGACAGCAACCUGAUCGGCCCGGAGGGAGGCGUGCUGAGCAGCACGGUGGUGCCCCAGGUGCAGGCCGUCUUCCCCGAGGGGGCUCUAACCAAGCGGAUCCGCGUGGGCCUGCAGGCUCAACCUAUGCACAGUGAGCUGGUGAAGAAGAUCUUAGGCAACAAAGCGACCUUCAGCCCCAUCGUCACUUUGGAACCUAGAAGAAGAAAAUUCCACAAGCCAAUCACCAUGACCAUUCCUGUCCCCAAAGCUUCAAGCGAUGUCAUGUUGAAUGGUUUUGGGGGAGAUGCACCAACCUUGAGAUUACUAUGCAGCAUAACAGGUGGAACCACCCCUGCUCAGUGGGAGGAUAUCACAGGAACUACGCCGUUAACAUUUGUCAACGAAUGUGUUUCUUUUACAACCAACGUGUCGGCCAGGUUCUGGCUGAUAGAUUGUCGACAGAUCCAAGAAUCCGUUACCUUUGCCUCACAAGUGUAUAGAGAAAUUAUCUGUGUACCUUAUAUGGCCAAAUUUGUAGUGUUUGCCAAAUCGCAUGACCCCAUCGAGGCCAGGCUGCGAUGUUUCUGUAUGACUGAUGAUAAAGUGGAUAAGACCCUUGAACAGCAAGAGAACUUUGCUGAGGUGGCCAGAAGCAGGGAUGUGGAGGUCUUAGAAGGAAAACCCAUCUAUGUUGAUUGUUUUGGCAACCUGGUGCCAUUAACCAAGAGUGGCCAACAUCAUAUAUUCAGCUUUUUUGCCUUCAAAGAAAACAGGCUUCCUCUCUUUGUCAAGGUACGCGACACGACUCAGGAGCCAUGCGGACGACUAUCAUUUAUGAAAGAGCCAAAGUCCACAAGAGGCCUGGUGCAUCAAGCUAUUUGCAACUUAAACAUCACCCUGCCAAUUUAUACAAAGGAAUCAGAGUCAGAUCAAGAACAGGAGGAAGAGAUCGAUAUGACAUCAGAAAAAAAUGAUGAGACAGAAUCUACAGAAACAUCUGUCCUGAAAAGUCACCUGGUUAAUGAAGUUCCUGUCCUAGCAAGUCCGGACUUGCUCUCUGAAGUUUCUGAGAUGAAACAAGAUUUGAUCAAAAUGACCGCCAUCUUGACCACAGAUGUGUCAGAUAAGGCAGGUUCAAUUAAGGUCAAGGAGCUGGUGAAGGCUGCUGAGGAAGAGCCAGGAGAGCCUUUUGAAAUCGUUGAGAGAGUUAAAGAGGACUUAGAGAAGGUGAACGAAAUCCUGAGAAGUGGAACGUGCACGAGGGAUGAAGGCAGGGCGCAGCGCUCGCGGUCUGAGAGGGAAUUAGUGGAAGAGGAAUGGGUUAUUGUCAGUGAUGAGGAAAUAGCGGAGGCUAAGCAAAAAGCACCUUUAGAAGUCACCGAAUAUCCAUGCAUAGAAGUUAGGGUAGAUAAAGAGACCAAAGUAACAGCAGAGAAAGACUCAACAGGGCUAGUGAACUACCUUACUGACGAUCUGAAUUCCUACGUGCCUCGUCAUGAAGAGCAGCCACAGACGGUUCGAGACACGGCAGGGGAGAAACGGGAAGCUCUGGCGGUUGGCAGGAGUUCUGAAAAUAAAGGGAAAGAUCUUCCCCCAGAUGAGACACAGAGUGCACAGAAACAGCUCAAACCAAGCUUGGGAAUAAAGAAGCCGGUAAGAAGGAAAUUAAAAGAAAAGCAGAAACAAAAAGAGGAAAGUUUACAAGCUAAUGCAGAAAAAACGGAACUUAAAAAAUGUAGUUCAGAGGAAUCAUUAGAUGAAGACACAGGUUUAGCCCCGGAACCGCUUCCCACCACAAAGGCCACGUCUCCUUUGAUAGAAGAAACUCCCAUUGGUUCCAUAAAGGACAAAGUAAAGGCCCUUCAGAAGAGAGUGGAAGAUGAACAGAAAGGACGAAGCAAGUUGCCCGUCAGAGUCAAAGGCAAAGAGGACGUGCCAAAAAAGGCCACCCCCAGGACGCAUCCAACUGUAUCGCCCUCUCUGAAGUCAGAGAGGCAUGGGCCAGCGCCUCCGUCCUCUAAAGCAGAAAGACACGCUUCUCUUUCCUCUGCAAAAACUGAAAGGCACCCCCCAGUAUCACCAUCCAGUAAAACUGAGAAACACUCACCUGUGUCACCCUCUCCAAAAGCUGAGAGACAUUCACCUGUGUCAUCGACAAGUAAAACUGAGAAACACUCACCUGUAUCACCCGCGACAAAAACUGAAAGACACUCCCCUGUGUCAUCUACAAAAACAGAAAGACACCCGCCGGUUUCCCCCUCAGGCAAAACAGACAAACGCCCACCUGUGUCACCCUCUGGGCGAACAGAGAAACAUCCACCCGUAUCACCUGGGAGAACAGAAAAACGCUUGCCUGUUUCACCUUCUGGAAAAACAGAAAAACAUUCGCCUGUAUCAACUGCUGGGAAAACCGAGAAGCACCUGCCUGUGUCACCGUCGGGGAAAACGGAGAAGCACCUGCCUGUGUCACCAUCUGGGAAAACAGAAAAGCACCCACCUGUCUCCCCCACCUCAAAAACAGAAAGAAUUGAGGAAACCAUGUCUGUUCGGGAGUUGAUGAAAGCUUUCCAGUCAGGGCAGGACCCGUCAAAACACAAAACUGGACUCUUCGAGCACAAAUCAGCAAAGCCAAAGCAGCCACAGGAAAAAGGUAAAGUUCGGGUAGAAAAAGAAAAGGGGCAGGUAUCAACUCAAAAAGAAACACAGAAAACAGACAAUCAGACAAUCAAACGAAGUCAGAGAUUCGUUGUAACGGGAGCUCCAGAAUCCAGAAGAGGAGUCCGUGUUCCUUCCAUCGGGUUAAAGAAAGAAGAUGCAGUUGGAGAAAAGGAGAAAAUUCUCAGCCGCAAAAUACCUGACCCUGUUGAGUCAGCACCUGAAGAAAAAAGCCACAGAGAGAGUGACACCCCCAAAGAGAAGAUGGCGGAUGAGCAGGGAGACAUGGAUCUCCAGAUCAGCCCAGACAGGAAAACCUCCACUGACUUCUCUGAUGUCAUCAAGCAAGAGUUGGAAAACAAUGACAAAUACCAACAAUUCCGCCGGAGCGACGAGACAGAAAAGGCACAGCUUCACUUAGACCAAGUUCUCACUAGUCCUUUCAACACCACGUUUCCACUCGAUUACAUGAAGGAUGAGUUCCUGCCCGCUCUGGCUUUGCAGAGCGGCGCUUUGGACGGCAGUUCGGAAAGCCUAAAGCAGGAAGGGAUCGCAGGUUCCCCCUGCGGCAGCCUGAUGGAGGGGACCCCUCAGAUUAGUUCAGAAGAAAGCUAUAAGCAUGAGGGCCUAGCGGAGACCCCCGAGACAAGCCCAGAAAGCCUUUCUUUCUCCCCCAAGAAAAGUGAGGAGCAGAUUGUGGAAACAAAGGAAACCGCCAAGUUAGAAGCACCAACAGAAAUUCAUUCAGAAAAAGAACCUCCCACAACCAAAGACGUUACUGAGGGCUCUGAGGAGCAAGGUGCUGCCGUCACUGAGGGCUCAGAGCCCUCCCCUGAGUGUCUGCAGAAAGAGGGCACUCGAGACCCUUCCACAGACACGUGCCCCAAACGAGACAGUGAUCGCCCGGGCAGCUCUAGCAUAUCAUUAGCAAAGGAAGUACCCGAGGCAGUGACUGAGGAAGCCGCCUGUGAUGAAGGUCAGUCCGCACUUGGUAGUUCAGCCCACGAGACACAAACUGUUAGUGCAGCUCAGGAACCCACAACCCCCUCAAAUGAGACAAAGGCCUCCCCCCUACCUGAUGCUUCUGUAAAGACAGACGCAGGCGCAGAAUCAAAGCCUCAGGGAGCCAUUAGAAGUCCCCAAGGGUUAGAACUUGCACUUCCUAGUCGAGAUAGUGAAGUCCUCAGCCCUGUGGCUGACGAAUCCUUAGCAGUAAGCCACAAAGACUCUCUGGAAGCCAGCCCUGUGCUAGAAGACAACUCUUCACACAAAACUCCUGAUUCUCUGGAACCAAGUCCUCUGAAAGAAUCCCCUUGUCGUGACUCUCUUGAAAGCAGCCCUGUUGAACCAAAGACGAAGGCUGGAAUUCUCCCAAGUCACUUUCCUCUUCCUGCAGCUGUUGCCAAAACAGAACUUUUUACGGAAAUGGCCUCCAUGCGGUCCCGGCUACUCCGGGACCCUGACGGCAGUGCUGAGGAUGACAGUCUCGAGCAGACGUCACUCAUGGAGAGCUCAGGGAAGAGCCCCCUUUCUCCUGACACCCCCAGCUCUGAAGAAGUUAGCUAUGAGGUCACACCCAAAGCCAUAGAUGCCAGCACACCAAAACCAGCUGUGAUUCAUGAAUGCGCAGAGGAGGAUGAUUCAGAAAAUGGGGAGAAAAAGAGGUUCACACCGGAAGAGGAAAUGUUUAAAAUGGUAACCAAAAUCAAAAUGUUCGAUGAACUGGAACAAGAAGCAAAGCAGAAAAGGGACUACAAAAGAGAACCUAAACAGGAAGAGUCUUCUUCAUCCUCUGACCCAGAUGCAGAGUGUUCAGCAGAUGUGGAUGAACCAAAACAUAUGGGGAGUGUGGAGGGUGAAAGUGAUGUCCCUGUCUUGGUAACUUCAGAGAGCAGAAAAGCUUCUUCCUCCUCAGAAAGUGAACCUGAAUUGACACAGCUGAAAAAAGGUUCUGACUCGGGCCUUUUGUCUGAACCAGUUAUUCGAGUGCAGCCUCCUUCUCCACUUCCAUCCAGCAUGGACUCCAAUUCCAGUCCAGAAGAAGUACAGUUCCAGCCUAUAGUUUCCAAACAAUAUACUUUCAAGAUGAAUGAAGAUGCUGAGGAAGAGACAGGUAAAUCAGAAGAAGAAAAAGACUGUGAAUCCCAUCUAGCUGAAGACAGUCAUACUGCUUUCACUGGGGGUGCAGAUAGGUCUGACGAUGAUGUAAACAGGGACGCUGAUCAGCCAAAAAUGUGUGACGGUCAUGGAUGUGAGGCCAUGAGUCCUAGUGGCUCAACCACUCCUGUCUCUUCAGGCCUCCAGAGUUCAGCUGGUGAUGAUACCGAUGAACAGCUAGUCACCCAUAAAGAACCAUUAGCUCCCCAAGGCACACAGGAAAAAGACACAGAAGGAGAAGAGCUUGAUGUUUCUAGAGUGGAAUCUCCACAAGUAGAUUGCCCCAGUGAAAGCUCUUCGCCUCUGUCCUCUUUGUCUCAUUGUCCAGUAUCUGAAGGAAAAGAAUUAGAUGAAGGCAUAGCCUCCAUGUCUUGUACGACAAAAAUGGAGGUCACGAAAACUGACGAAACACUUGAGAGCUUGUCAAAGGACUGCUCCACGCAGGAUUCAUCCGUUACGACUCAAACAGAUGGAUUUUCCAUGGAUGUUCCCGUGUCUGACCUAGCUGAGACUGCUGAAAUCUACGGUCCUCAAAUCACAAGCCCUUAUGAAAAUGUUCCUUCCCAAUCUUUUUUCUCUAGUGAAGAAAGCAAAACUCAAACAGAUGAAACAGAUGCAAAUCACACCACAGGUUUUCACUCUUCUGAAGUGUAUUCUGUCUCUAGCACAUCCUCCGUUGAAGAUGUAGUAAUGGCAGCCUCAUCUAGUGGAACUGUUUCAGGCAAAGAAUCUAAUGUUGAGGGCCAGAACAUGAACAUAGAAUCCAAACAAGAAAGUACCUUAUGGGAAAUGCAAUCAGAUAGAACUCCUUCAUCUUCAGAGCCUACUGUGCCAAAUACACCAGCAGUUGUUGGUGAACAAAUAAGCAAAGUCAUCAUCACAAAAACUGAUGUGGAUUCUGAUUCCUGGAGUGAAAUUCGUGAAGAUGAUGAAGCUUUUGAGGCUCGAGUGAAAGAGGAAGAGCAAAAGAUAUUUGGUUUGAUGGUAGACAGACAAUCACAGGGUACCACCCCUGACACUACUCCUGCUAGGACCCCAACUGAAGAGGGGACUCCAACAAGUGAACAAAAUCCAUUUCUCUUUCAGGAAGGAAAAUUAUUUGAGAUGACCCGAAGUGGUGCCAUUGAUAUGACCAAAAGGUCUUAUGCAGAUGAAAGUUUUCACUUUUUCCAAAUUGGUCAAGAAUCCGGGGAAGAGACUCCCUCUGAAGACAUGAAAGACAGAACGACUGGGGCAGAGCCCCCACAGCUGGAGACAUCAGCUGAGUCACUAGCACUUUCAGAAUCAAAAGAAACAGUGGAUGAUGAAGCAGACUUACUUCCAGAUGACCUGAGUGAGGAAGUAGAGGAAAUAUCUGCUUCAGAUGCUCAACUUAACUCCCAGAUGGGGAUUUCAGCCUCCACGGAAACAUCAACAAAAGAGGCCAUUUCUGUAGGGGCUGAGGACCUCCCCGCCAUGCAAGUGGGUGAUGCACCUCCUCCAUCUGGUGUGAAGCAGACAUCUUGCCCUGAUUCCCCUGAACCAGUUGUGAAAGUCCAGUUAGAUUUUUCCACAGUCACCAGGUCUGUAUAUUCAGAUAGGGAUGAUGAUUCUCCCGACUCUUCCCCAGAGGAACAGAAAUCAGUGAUUGAAAUCCCUACUGCAUCCAUGGAGAACGUGCCUUCUACUGAAAGCAAAUCCAAAAUUCCCGUAAGGACUAUACCCACUUCAACCCCAGCACCUCCAUCUGCAGACUUUGAGAGUUCACUUUCUGAAGAUUUAUCCAGUCUGGAUGAGGAAAGUAAAGAGGAUGAAGCAAAACCAAAGUCCAAAAUCCCUGUCAAAGCAUCCAUCCAAAGAGUUGAGCAGCAGCUCUCACAUCUAGACUCAUCUCUCCAGGAGACAGUGGCUCCUCAGGGGCGGGACAUGACAAGCAGAGCACCAGAUAAUAGAAGCAAAUCUGAAUCUGAUGCUAGUUCUUUGGACUCAAAAACCAAAUUCCCAGUAAAAACCAGAAGUUACACUGAGACGGAGACAGAGAGUGGACUGGGGGAAGAUGAGCUUGAAUUAGAAUCCGAAGGAGAGGCCGCAAGAACAAAGAUAUUUGCAUCUCGAUUGCCAGUUAAGAGCAGAAGCACCACAUCUUCCUGCAGGGGGGGCAUGAGUCCCACCAAAGAAAGUAAGGAACAUUUCUUUGACCUUUACAGAAACUCCAUAGAAUUCUUUGAGGAGAUUAGUGAUGAGGCUUCCAAGUUAGUGGAUAGACUUACACAGUCAGAAAGGGAACAGGAGUUAGUUUCAGAUGAUGAAAGUAGUAGUGCCCUGGAAGUUUCAGUAAUUGAAAAUCUGCCACCUGUUGAGACCGAGCACUCAGUUCCUGAGGACAUCUUUGACACACGGCCCAUUUGGGAUGAGUCCAUUGAGACUCUGAUUGAACGCAUCCCUGAUGACAAUGGCCAUGACCAUGCUGAAGAUGCACAGGAUGAGCAGGAACGGAUCGAGGAGAGGCUGGCUUAUAUUGCCGAUCACCUUGGCUUCAGCUGGACAGAAUUAGCAAGAGAACUGGAUUUCACUGAGGAACAAAUCCACCAAAUUCGAAUUGAGAAUCCCAAUUCCCUUCAAGACCAGAGUCAUGCACUUUUGAAAUAUUGGCUAGAAAGGGAUGGGAAGCAUGCUACAGAUACCAGCGUCAUUGAAUGUCUCACCAAGAUCAACCGAAUGGAUAUUGUUCAUCUCAUGGAGACCAGCAUAGAACCUCUCCAGGAACGCAUCAGUCAUAGCUAUGCAGAAAUUGAACAGACCAUUACACUGGAUCAUAGUGAAGGGUUCUCAGUGCUUCAAGAGGAGCUAUCCACCGCACAGCAUAAGCAGAAAGAGGAGCAAGCUGUCUCUAAAGGAAGCGAGCCUUGUGAUCAUCCGCCCAUCGUCUCCGAGGAAGAUAUUUCUGUCGGUUAUUCCACUUUUCAGGAUUCUGUCCCCAAAACUGAUGGGGACAGCUCAGCAACAGUACCUGUUCCCCAAACUGAGAAGGAGCAAGUGCAACAGGAUUUCUCAGGGAAAAUGCAAGACCUGCCCGAAGAAUCAUCUCUUGAGCAUCAGCAGGAAUACUUUGUGACAUCCCCAAGAACAGAAGUGUCAGAGACUCAAAAGUCCAUGGUAGUACCUGGCUCUCCCAGCAAGACACCCGAGGAGGUUGGUAGCCCCCCUGAGGAGGAAAGGCUGUACCCCCAGAUGCCAGCGCCCAGCGGGCAGGGAGGCUCUCCCAUCAUACAGGAGCCCGAAGAGCACCCAGGACGCGGGGACGAGAGCUCUCCGCAGAAGACGAGCCUGGUGAUAGAGGAGUCUGCUGAUGACCAGUCGCAGGCCUUGGAAAGACUCCAGGAAAAUACAGCAUUUGAAAAGGGAGACGAUAUGCCUGACAUACCCCCAGAAACAGUCACAGAGGAAGAAUAUGUCGACGAGCACGGACACACCGUGGUGAAGAAGAUUACUAGGAAAAUCAUUAGGCGGUAUGUGUCCUCUGAGGGCACGGAGAAAGAAGAGAUUAUCAUGCAGGGAAUGCCGCAGGAGCCCGUCAGCAUCGAGGAGGGGGACGGCUACUCCAAGGUUAUAAAGCGCGUAGUAUUGAAGAGUGACAUCGAACAGUCGGAGGUGACCCUGUCUGAGCCCAGCAUUCUGUCCAGUCCGUCACAAUUUCAGGCUGAACCAGUGGAAGGCCGUAGAGUCAGCAAAGUUGUUAAAACAACUGUGGUCCAAGGAGAGAGGAUGGAGAAGCAUCUGGGGGAUUCUAGUUUAGCUACUGAUCUGCCUUCAGCCAAAGAUGACUUUGAAGAGGCUUUGAGUUAUGCAGGUAGCCACACGAAAGUGCACUUCCCCAGUUUAGUAGAGAAUGAAAUCCUGAAAGAGGAUGGAUCAGUAAUUAAAAGGACAACCAUGAGUAAAGCCAGCACACAGAAGAGGGCUGUGGUGAAGGACCAGCACGGAAAACGCAUCGACUUGGAGCACCUGGAGGAUGUACCAGAAGCACUAGACCAGGACGCCCUCCGGCACGAUCUCCAGCGGCUCCUGCGACAUUUCUGCAACGAGGACUUGAAGCCAGAGGCCAAAUGA
Messenger RNA from Propithecus coquereli (Coquerel's sifaka), 12258 nucleotides. RefSeq names its product ankyrin 2, neuronal (gene ANK2). Gene Ontology annotation, cellular component: T-tubule. The record is from RefSeq and is a predicted model, not a curated record. NCBI's taxonomy places the organism in Eukaryota, Metazoa, Chordata, Mammalia, Primates, Indriidae. Gene Ontology annotation, biological process: regulation of cardiac muscle contraction; protein localization to T-tubule; signal transduction. The coding region runs from base 1 to 12258 and encodes 4085 amino acids. The transcript is spliced from 47 exons. Gene Ontology annotation, molecular function: protein binding.